Coffea eugenioides is the source of this 1416-nucleotide messenger RNA. RefSeq names its product E3 ubiquitin-protein ligase At3g02290-like. Gene Ontology annotation, molecular function: ubiquitin-protein transferase activity. The transcript is spliced from 6 exons. The record is from RefSeq and is a predicted model, not a curated record. The coding region runs from base 367 to 1050 and encodes 227 amino acids. NCBI's taxonomy places the organism in Eukaryota, Viridiplantae, Streptophyta, Magnoliopsida, Gentianales, Rubiaceae.
CAGGUCCAGUACUGCAGACAAGGGAGACCUGCUUUAUUUACGGACUCGACUCGACACAGCUUUUUUAUCGCCCCCAAAACUGUCUCAGCUCAUCAUCAAGAAUCGAAUCAUCUAUCCUUCUUUCAACUCCAGUUGAAAAGUUACAUUAUCUGGCUGUCUUAAGGCCCUAGUUGUAAAGGUCCCUGCAAUUGUGUCAGAGAGCGAGAGAGAGAGAGGGUGCUGGUUCGCAAAGCCACUUAACCUCUGCGAGCUAAGGGUCCUCUCUCAUUUCCUUCAAUUAUCUUGAUGGAUGCUUUAAUUGUAAUUUGUUGAUGAUACUGUGGAGAAAAGGCUUGAACAUUUGAAGUGCGUUGAAAAGUUGGUAUCAUGGGCUCUGUGUGCUGCUGCUUGCGAGAUGAGUGUGAAGAUUUUGCCAAUCCAAACAGCUCGGUCUAUAGGAACUGUAUCUGCCUUCGAUGUUUCCUUCAGAACUUUUUCCAUAUGUACACAUCCUUGUUUCACAGGGAAGACCAGCAUGCUGUUCCUUCAUCCACUCAGGGAGCAGCAUCCUUGAGCUCGACAGCAUCACUUGAUAACUCUCUGUCUGACAUGUAUCGUUCUCCUCCGAGGCCAUUGCCUUAUGAUGCUGAUCCAAGAUAUUUCCGUUUGCAACGGGAUGGACUGGUCUCAAGAAGGGAGAAGGGGUCAAGCCAUGCACACGAGGAAACUGAGCCUCUGAGAAGAAGCGAGGUUGAUGAAGAUUCUGAACCAUUAAGUACUGGAGGAAAAUGGAAUAAUUGUACAGGUGUAGAAGAAUCAAAAGAAUACAAUUCCAGAUCUUCGUUGAAGCUUUCUGCAGCUAAAACAACUACUGGAUUUGCACAUAUUUAUUCUUCUUCUGAAGAUGAAGAUGUCUGCCCAACAUGUCUUGAAGAAUAUACUAAAGAGAACCCAAAGAUCAUUACAAAAUGCUCGCAUCACUUUCAUCUUGGUUGUAUAUAUGAGUGGAUGGAGAGAAGUGAUAACUGUCCAGUUUGUGGCAAGGUGAUGGCAUUCGAUGAGACGCCUUGAUGUUUGGGCAGAGGAUCCUGUUGUGGAUGAAAACGAGCCCCCAACAGGAAAGCUGACAGGAGACAAAGAAGUGUAAAGUCACUGUAAAUACCACAUGCUUGAAAUCUGAGUCUUACAUUGUAUGUAAAUGUGAGACCCAUUGUUCAUCUAAACUUUCAUUCUGUAACGGUUUCUUUGAAACUCUGUAUGGUGUUGGGCAUAGGUUACCGGCUGCAGUUCUCCUUCAUAUGUAAAUUUAGAGAGGAGUCGGAGCCGUGUGAUUUGCGUUGGAAGCGCCCAUUUGUGGCCCAAAAUAAGGGCAAAAAAAACUGGACGAAGGAAUGGAGAAUUUACACAAAUUUUGUCCAAGCAAGCUCUUUUACUUUA